This is a messenger RNA of Xenia sp. Carnegie-2017, 1480 nucleotides long. Its product is annotated as phospholipase A2 group XV-like. The coding region runs from base 64 to 1275 and encodes 403 amino acids. Gene Ontology annotation, biological process: lipid metabolic process. The record is from RefSeq and is a predicted model, not a curated record. NCBI's taxonomy places the organism in Eukaryota, Metazoa, Cnidaria, Anthozoa, Malacalcyonacea, Xeniidae. The transcript has 5 exons.
AAUUAAAUUUACGUCGCAUGUGUCGUAGUUUCAAGUAAAGUUGUGGUGGUUGGAUUUAUAAAAAUGACUUUAUACUUCAUCAUCUUUCUUCUUUUUUCUGUUUAUAUAACGGAACUUACAUCUACGGAAAUACAGAGAAAUCCAGUAAUCAUAGUUCAUGGUGAUGCUGGUAGUCAGAUGCAACUGAAGUUGAACAAGACAAGUUCGCCUCAUUUCUGGUGCUCUAAAAAAUCAGAUUGGUUCACUAACUGGUUAUCAUUAGAAGAACUUCUACCUGAAGUGCUGGACUGUUUCACUGACAACAUGCGACUAGUGUUUAAUACAUCAGAUGGUUCCUAUUCCAAUUCACCGGGAGUGCAAGCACGUAUGCCAUAUUUUGGAGGCACCACAGGAAUUGAAUAUCUUGACCCAUCUACCAAAGAGGUUGGGGAGUAUUUUGCAUCAUUUGUUCAAGGUUUAGUGGAUACAGGUUAUGUACGAGGAAUGUCUAUCAGAGCUGCUCCUUAUGAUUUCAGAAAAUCACCUGAUUUAACUGGUGACUAUUUCAACAAAUUGAAAAAUUUAAUCGAAGAAACAUUUGCAAUCAAUCGUAACAUGCCAGUUGUGUUAGUUUGCCAUAGUCUUGGAUGUCCAUAUUCUUCAAUAUUUCUACAACAACAAGAACAACAAUGGAAAAAUAAAUAUUUACGUUUAUGGAUGACAAUCUCUGCACCGUGGGGUGGAUCUGUCAAGACAUUAAAGUUGUAUGCUUCAGGAUACACAUUUGGUAUUCCACGUAUAGUUAUCAAUCCAUUAAAACUGCGACUAUUUCAGCGUUCAAUAAAAAGCAGCAUAUACCUAUUACCCAGUAAAAAAUUUUGGAAACCUGAUCAUAUAUUUGUAAGGACUGAAAGAAGAAACUAUACAAUUAAUGACUAUGAUGUUUUCUUUAAAGACAUUGGCUAUCCCAUAGCCAUAGACAUGUAUAAACUAGUUCCCCCUGUUUUUACUGAAGAACCCCCCAAUGUUCCUGUAUUGUGCCUCUAUGGUUCUAACAUCAACACUCCAGUAAGUUAUGUUUAUAAAUCAGGUAGUUUUCCUGAUGGUUCUCCAGUUGAAGUAAUGUCCAAUGGAGAUGGUACUGUUCCAUUAAACAGUUUGAAUGGAUGUAAGCGUUGGCAGCAGGAUCAACCAGUUGUUGUUAAAGAUUUUCCAUCAAAUGAGCACAAUGGUAUUCUUAGAAAUAAGACGUUUAUUGACUUUGUUAAAGAUGUCCUUUAUAAUAGUACAUUUUAAUUUAUUCAAUUUACAAAAACUAGUUGAUAAUAAUUAAUUUAUUUAUAAGUGAAUUUUUUAUUUCAUUAUUCUGUUUGGUAUUUAAGAAUUAAAUAAUUUAUUAUACAAUGGGUGAAUAAUUAUAACUAUUUUUUGUUUCUAAAUUGGGGAUAAACUAUAUUAAAUUAUAUAGAAUCUAAGGAAAUUAUAUAAUUGUUUUCAUGUA